AUGACGCUGACUCAAGCCCAGAAGGCCGCCGUGGUCGCCAUCUGGGCAAAGGUGGCUACCCAAGCCGAUGCCAUUGGGGCAGAAUCACUGGAGAGGCUUUUCGCCAGCUACCCCCAGACAAAAACCUACUUCCCUCACUUUGAUCUCAGCCAAGGCUCAGCUCAGCUUCGUGGUCAUGGCUCCAAGGUCAUGAAUGCCAUCGGGGAAGCUGUGAAGCACAUUGAUGACAUUAGAGGUGCUUUGGCCAAACUCAGUGAGCUGCACGCUUACAUCCUCAGGGUGGACCCAGUGAACUUCAAGCUGCUUUCCCACUGUAUCCUGUGCUCCGUGGCUGCCCGCUACCCCAGUGACUUCACCCCAGAAGUUCAUGCUGCGUGGGACAAGUUCCUGUCCAGUGUUUCCUCUGUUCUGACUGAGAAGUACAGAUAA
This is a messenger RNA of Gymnogyps californianus (California condor), 429 nucleotides long. RefSeq names its product hemoglobin subunit pi. NCBI's taxonomy places the organism in Eukaryota, Metazoa, Chordata, Aves, Accipitriformes, Cathartidae. The record is from RefSeq and is a predicted model, not a curated record. Gene Ontology annotation, cellular component: hemoglobin complex; blood microparticle; haptoglobin-hemoglobin complex. Gene Ontology annotation, molecular function: heme binding; haptoglobin binding; iron ion binding. The transcript is spliced from 3 exons. Gene Ontology annotation, biological process: hydrogen peroxide catabolic process; oxygen transport. Bases 1 to 429 code for a protein of 142 amino acids.